Molecule: messenger RNA, 396 nt
Organism: Rhineura floridana
Lineage: Eukaryota; Metazoa; Chordata; Lepidosauria; Squamata; Rhineuridae
Product: protein LDOC1-like
Exons: 1
Coding region: 1-396 (131 amino acids)
Source: RefSeq, a predicted model, not a curated record
AUGACUGAGAUGGAAGUGAGUGGUGGGACAGGGGAGGACUAUCAGCAAGCCUUAGAGACCAUGCUAACUGAACUCCAGAAACUCCGAGCUGAGACCCAGACCCUCCAAAUGGAGAAUCAGACCUUGCACCUGCAAGAGACUCAGUGUGGGAAUCAAGAAUCAGUCCUGCAGCAGGGGGCUGCCCCAGCCCCGUCAGUGCCUGCACCUCAUGUCAAGACGCCUGUGGGAGUGUCCCUCUGUUACAGUGGGAAGAAAGAGCAGCUCAUCACAUUCAUUGCUCAGUCUGAGCUUUAUAUCCAAGUGCGACAGUUGGAUUUUCCCAACAACUCCUUCAAAGUGGCCUUUGUCAUCAGCCUCCUGGAAGGGGAGGCUGCCCAGUGGGCAACACCUCUGUAG